AUGCACAUCACUUGUCCCCCCACUGCCCACCUGGCCUCCCCUGCACCCCUGGACCCAGCUGUGAACAAACAAGCAGCCCAAGUUCCGCAGCGCUGCUUGGUGUCACUAAACCUGUCCAGACACCGCCGUCCUGCAGCCCUCAAAGCUGGAACUGGCUGGUCCUCUCUGGAGAGGGUGUUCCAUUACCCGAGGUGGUGGCGCCACCCCCCACCCUGCUCCCAUUCCUCCAUCCCCCGUCCCCAUGGCUCUCUUUCCUGCACGCUGCCCCUGGCAGUCCUCACCCACCCUCUCUUUCUUUCCGUCUGCAUCCUGGCAUUUCCCAUGUACCUGCUGGACUUUCUGGGCUUGUGGAACCGGAUAUGCAAAAAAUCACUCCCCUACUUCUUGGCAAGGUUCACUGUGAUGUACAACGAACAGAUGGCGAGCAAGAAGCAGGAGCUCUUCAGCAAUCUACAGGAGUUCGCGGGCCCCUCCGGGAAGCUCUCCCUGCUGGAGCUGGGCUGCAGCACAGGGCCCAACUUCAAGUUCUACCCGCCUGGAUGCCGGGUGGCCUGUAUUGAUCCCAACCCCAACUUUGAGAAGUUCCUGAUCAAGAGCAUUGCUGAGAACCGACACCUGCAGUUUGAGCGCUUCCUGGUGGCUGCCGGGGAGGACCUGCACCAGGUGGCCGACGACUCCAUGGAUGUAGUGGUCUGCACACUGGUCCUGUGCUCCGUGAAGAACCAGGAGCGGAUCCUCCAGGACGUGUGCAGAGUGCGGAGGCCGGUGAAUGCCCUUAACUUCUUGGAACAUACAGCAGCCAAACAUUCUAGCUGGAAUUUCUCCACUUCUGUGCCCCAGGACUCAGGCCCAGACGGAGGAACAGUGACUGCUUAUUGCUUGGAUGCCCCAAGUGACAGGGACAAAGGUCUCUGA
Messenger RNA from Balaenoptera acutorostrata (minke whale), 915 nucleotides. Its product is annotated as N6-adenosine-methyltransferase TMT1A-like. The transcript has 5 exons. The record is from RefSeq and is a predicted model, not a curated record. Bases 1 to 915 code for a protein of 304 amino acids. Gene Ontology annotation, molecular function: S-adenosylmethionine-dependent methyltransferase activity. NCBI's taxonomy places the organism in Eukaryota, Metazoa, Chordata, Mammalia, Artiodactyla, Balaenopteridae.